Molecule: messenger RNA, 1270 nt
Organism: Spodoptera litura
Lineage: Eukaryota; Metazoa; Arthropoda; Insecta; Lepidoptera; Noctuidae
Source: RefSeq, a predicted model, not a curated record
ACAAAUGGCGUAAUCCAGAAGACCCAAAAGUACAUUUGUAGCGCCUCUGGAGAUCAUGCGCGGUGUCGAUUGCUUACAAUCAAGUGGUCUGUCUAUUCUAUUGCCACCCCAUUCCAUAAAACUACUUCUCUCUAAAAAAUCUUUUCGAAUUCGUAUUUCUAGUGAAUCAUAUAAUUCAUUUUAACCUGUCGAGCAAGAUAACGAGCGACUAGAAUUUAUUUAACAAAAUUUAUCUUUGAUAAAAACAUUAUCUUUCAUAAACUUUAAAUAAUUCCUAAUACCCCAAGCAGUAAUGUUAGAUAAAUGAAAUGGAACUGCAUAUAAAUACGCUGUACAAGAUACAAGGAAUAUAUAAGGAAUAAACGUCUGCCUAUAAAUGAGCCACUCUAUUACUAAUGAGCAGUGCUCGUUCUGACGUUCAACUACACUGCAUGAUGGCAGACUCACAACAGUUACGAGAUUGUCUAAACAAAGUCGCCAAAGAACAAAAAUAUGUGAACCCUGAGAUCACAAUAGAGGAAAUAUCAAGCGGAGGAGCAAACUACACAUCUAAACUGUUCACUGCAGUCGUGAGUGAAGCAGGCAAGGAGGACCUGCAUCUGUUCGCUAAAGUCGCGGUGUUUAGUGAAAGUAUGCGUGUCAAUUUACCUAAUGUAUUUCUCCUUGAGCAAUACACGUACACGGAACUGCUGAAAUGGUACGAAACUAUAGAAAGGGAAAGUGGAGUGCCAGAGGAAGACAGACUGAUCUUCUGUAAGUUCUAUGGGCUUGACGCCACUCUGUACAAGGAGAUAAUGGUGCUGGAGAACUUGCUGCCGCAGGGCUACGAACCUCACGACAGGUUCCACUCCAUAGACUGGCCGUAUGCUGCAGCCGCCGUCAGAGAUCUUGCUAAAAUGCAUGCACUGUCCUUCGCGUUUGCUAAAAAACAUCCUGAAGAGUUUGAGAAAGCUAUGAAAAAUAUAACCGUGGACUGGCCCGCGGAAAUUAUGGAUACGAUGAUCCGCCAAUCUGUCUCUACUGCAGUGAAAGUGGUCAACCCCGAGCACAAGGAAGCAUUUGUCAAGUUUAUGGAUGAAGCUUUAAAGACACCAUAUUUUGAUAUAUUAAAACCCGUCAACUCCAAAGUGGCCAUCAUCCAUAAGGACUACAGGGGGAAUAACUUGCUGCACAGACGUCGAGAUGUAAGUGUUUGUUCCGAUGACUGUUUAUUUGUGGAUAUACUUUCUUAGGUAUGUUUGUCUGAGGGAACGAACCUCCUCACACCCCU